Messenger RNA from Fusarium redolens, 666 nucleotides. RefSeq names its product fungal chitosanase of glycosyl hydrolase group 75-domain-containing protein. The coding region runs from base 113 to 598 and encodes 161 amino acids. The record is from RefSeq and is a predicted model, not a curated record. The transcript is spliced from 2 exons. NCBI's taxonomy places the organism in Eukaryota, Fungi, Ascomycota, Sordariomycetes, Hypocreales, Nectriaceae. Gene Ontology annotation, molecular function: chitosanase activity.
CAGAUAUAAAAGCCUCAAGCUUCCCUUUAACAUUCUGUGCAACAUUGAAGAAUUUCUAGGCUCUCAAGUCUAUCAAGCCAGUGGUUCUAUCAGGCCAGACACAAAGGCAGCCAUGCAUUCUUAUACUCUCCUUACCACCCUCACGCUGGGCACAGCAGCUUCUGCUUACCAGCUCCCCCAAAACCUGAAAUCCAUCUACGAUAACCAUAAGGCUGGCUCGUGCUCCAACCGCCUUUCCGACAGGUUCCCUGAGGGCGCUAGAUACUGCGGUGAUAUCUCAGGGGCUAUCUUCCUGAAAGGCUCAAACGGAAACUAUGACAACAUGGACAUUGACUGCGAUGGCGCAAAUAACCAUGCAGGUGCUUGCUCGAGCGAUCCCUCCGGACAGAGUACCACUGCGUUCAAGGACACAGUCAACCAUUACGGCAUCCCUGACUUGGAUGCGAAUGUCCAUCCCUACGUGGUUUUCGGCAACGACGGAGCCUCACCAUCCUUCGAUCCUCAGCAGCAUGGCAUUAAGCCACUGAGUGUCAUGGCCGUUGUUUGCAACAGUGAAGUGGAAAGUCUUUCACAAUGUAUUUCAACAAUUUCCUGCUAACAUUGCAUAGCACUACGGUAUCUGGGGAGAUACUAACGGAGGCACUUCCACCGGCGAAGCUUCAAUAU